AUGUCGGUUAGAAAGGAGAUUGAUGACCCGGGUGGAACAAUAAUUGAGGAUAUUUCUGGUGAGUCUGUUCCAAUUAAAAAUAAUUAUAAAGACAAUAUUCCUAGUGCUGAGAAACUACAUUAUGACAAAAAUAUUCGUUACCGCUUAAGUGAUUCAGGCCCAUUUAUUGUUUAUAUUGAGUCUACCGACAAGAACAUUGGAAAAUUACAUGCUAUCAGAGUUGGACAUUAUUUACAUUUAAAUAAUUUCAAAAGUAGCAUUGCUGAAAUCAAAUCUAUUGGUAGGAAUAAAAUUAAAGUAGUUUUGAAUAAUGCAUCAUCGGCCAACAAUAUUGUAAGUAGCGACUUUUUAGAAGUCAACAAUUUAAUUGCUUAUAUCCCACAGUUCUUUGUGGAACGUCGUGGUUUAAUACGCUCAGUUGACACAGAAUUUACAGAAAUAUAUCUAUUAGAAAAACUUAAAGCUGAGAAUCCAGAUAGUAAUAUUAAACAAAUAAAACGACUAAAGCGUAGAAUCACAACAGAAACAAAUGAUAUUAAACUAGUAGCUAGGCAACUUGUAUGUAUAACAUUUAUUGGAUCUUCUUUACCAAAAGAAGUCAUAAUCAAUAGUUGUAUUUUUCCGGUGGAACCGUACAUAUAUCCCGUUAUACAAUGUGAAAGAUGCUUAAGAUACGGACAUAUGACACAACAAUGUAAAGGGAAGGAGCGCUGUAAAAACUGUGGUGAAAACCAUAGUAAUACGGAUUGUUCUAUGGUAACCAAAUGUUUACAUUGUAAUCAGCAACAUUCGGCAUUUAAUAAAUUCUCGUUGUUGGCUAAUGAUUCUAGCAGUUUUCCUCCACUACCUUCUAGAAAUGUCAAUUUACCAUCAGUAUGCAGUAUCUCUAAACCGAGAGUUGUGAGAAGAAAUUCCAUAUCUAGUAACACCUCCGAAUCGUUAAAAGAAAGAAGACUGAAUGAGAGCGAAAAUAUUGAUAAUGAAAAAGUUGAAAAGAAUACGGCCAGUUCGUCAAUCUUACCAAACCCUUAUAGGGAUGAGUUUAUGAUGCAUAAAGAAAAAAUAGUUGAAGGCAUUUCUAAUAUAAUAUUCAGCUUUCUUUCCGAUGUGUCGAAUUGGAAGGCUAGUUUUCAUAAUGAUCCAAAUUUAAUUAAAAAGCAAAUUUCAAAGUUAUUAGAAAAUUUAUCCACAUCUAAUGGCACAUAA
Diabrotica virgifera virgifera (western corn rootworm) is the source of this 1206-nucleotide messenger RNA. RefSeq lists its product as uncharacterized. Lineage: Eukaryota; Metazoa; Arthropoda; Insecta; Coleoptera; Chrysomelidae. The transcript has 2 exons. Bases 1 to 1206 code for a protein of 401 amino acids. The record is from RefSeq and is a predicted model, not a curated record.